AUGCCACAGCAAGGAAGUUAUCCAGUAGGACCAGAAACAAAGCCAGAAGGCGAAGGAAGACCAAGAAGAUACUUUGGCAACAAGCCAGAUGAGCCAUUGCCAACGUGCCCAGCGGAAGGCGUACACACACUUUAUGACAUUAUCCAGUACUGCGGCCGUGUUCAUGGCGAGAGAAACGCCAUCGCUUACCGUGACCUCAUCAAGGAGCAUGUCGAGGAGAAGGAGGUCCAAGGCCCAGAUGGGAAAAAACACCCAAAGAAAUGGACUUACUUUGAACUGAGCGAGUUCAAGUGGCUCACCUGGCCUCAGAUUCUCAAAAAGGUUGAAAAUAUUGGCUCUGGUUUGGCUAAUUUGGGUUUGAGUAAGGAGACGAUUUUCAACAUCUACGGACAAACAGCAGCCAACUGGCAAAUCAUGGCGCACUCGUGCGUUAGGCAGAAUGUCCCUUUCUGUACCGCAUACGAUUCACUUGGCCCUUCUGGAUUACAGCACUCGUUGUCUGAGCCAGAUGUUGUCGGUAUGUUCACCAACGCUGAUCUUCUCCCAGUGGUUUCUAGUGUCAUCAGUGAGACACCGUCUGUCAAUAUCGUAAUUUAUGACGGCGUAGCGGACGAGGAGCAGAUCAAGAAGCUGCAGUCUAUCGAACGCACUGGCGGCGAAAAGCUCAAGGUUAUCCACAUGGACGAGGUUGAGAAAAUCGGCUCAGAGAAGCCAGUCGACCCAAAACCGCCACACAAGGAUGACACUGUCACCAUCAUGUACACUUCAGGCUCCACUGGUGCACCUAAAGGCGUUGUUCUCACCCACGAGAACCUCGUCUCGGCCGUCGCUGCCGUCAUCAAGAUGUUAGGGCACCACUUAACAAAGGACGAUACCUUCCUCGCAUACCUGCCAUUAGCUCACAUUUUGGAAUUUAUCGUAGAACUGCUGAUCAUGUUCGUCGGUAUGCCUAUUGGAUAUGGUCGCGUCAAGACCCUCACCGACCAGUCUAUGCGCAACUCCAAAGGCGACAUCCAGGCAUUUAAGCCAUCUAUCAUGAUCGGUGUUCCAGCUGUGUGGGAAUCUAUCCGCAAGGGUAUCCUCGCAAAGGUUGGGCAGCAAGGUGCGCUCAAGAAGAAUAUCUUCAGCGGUGCUAUGGCAUUGAAGAAGACAUUCGGUGGUAAGAUCCCUCUCGUAAGCUCUCUCACUGAUGCGGUUGUUUUCAAGGCGAUCAAGCAGCAGACAGGGGGGAGAUUGCGUCUUACUCUUUCUGGUGGCGCUGCUCUCAGCAAAGACACGCAAGAGUUCUUGUCUACGGCGCUAGUUACUGUGUUGCAGGGCUAUGGUAUGACUGAGAGUUGCGGUAUGUGUGCUAUCUUGCCACCUGAAUUCAUGCAGUACAAUGUUGUCGGUGUGCCUGUCCCCGCUGUCGAAAUUAAGCUCGUUGAUUGCCCAGAAGCCAACUACAAGUCUUCGAACAACCCGUCACAAGGCGAAAUCUUUAUCAGGGGUCCUUCCAUCACUAAAGGCUACUUCAAGAGACCUGAUGUAGACAAGGAGGUGUUUGUUGGAGAUGGCUGGUUCAGAACUGGUGAUGUUGGACAGUGGAAUGCUGAUGGUACACUUUCAAUCAUCGACAGAAUCAAAAACCUCGUCAAGUUGCAGGGCGGUGAAUAUAUUGCACUUGAGAGACUCGAAUCGCAGUACAAGUCGUGUCCAUUAGUUGGGAACAUCUGUGUGAUUGCAAACAACAAUGCUAAGCAGCCAGCGGCGGUUAUUGUGCCGAAUGAAGCGCACUUCAAGGCCUUUUUGAGUGAGAAGGGGAUCGGAAAUGCUAGUGACAUUGGGUCAUCGUUGCAGGACAUGCAAGUCGUCAAGGCAUUCACCGCGGAGGUUAAUCAAGGCGGCAAAAAGGCUGGGUUUAAGGGCAUGGAGUUGCUCGAGACUGUCAUUCUCACCCUCGACGAAUGGACUCCUCAGUCUGGCCUCGUUACUGCUGCUCAGAAGAUUCAACGUAAGGCCAUCGAGAAGCAAUACGCGGAGCCUAUUAGCAAGUUUUACAAUCACUAA
This is a messenger RNA of Wallemia ichthyophaga EXF-994, 2049 nucleotides long. Its product is annotated as Long-chain-fatty-acid--CoA ligase 1. The coding region runs from base 1 to 2049 and encodes 682 amino acids. The record is from RefSeq and is a predicted model, not a curated record. Gene Ontology annotation, molecular function: long-chain fatty acid-CoA ligase activity. The transcript has 4 exons. Gene Ontology annotation, biological process: long-chain fatty-acyl-CoA metabolic process; long-chain fatty acid metabolic process. Gene Ontology annotation, cellular component: endoplasmic reticulum; plasma membrane; lipid droplet. Lineage: Eukaryota; Fungi; Basidiomycota; Wallemiomycetes; Wallemiales; Wallemiaceae.